Medicago truncatula (barrel medic) is the source of this 3106-nucleotide messenger RNA. RefSeq lists its product as uncharacterized. Bases 202 to 2955 code for a protein of 917 amino acids. The record is from RefSeq and is a predicted model, not a curated record. Lineage: Eukaryota; Viridiplantae; Streptophyta; Magnoliopsida; Fabales; Fabaceae. Gene Ontology annotation, molecular function: histone reader activity. Gene Ontology annotation, biological process: negative regulation of transcription elongation by RNA polymerase II. The transcript is spliced from 7 exons.
UUAAAACAAAACACUGUCGCAUCGCAUGUAACACAUCAUCGAAUCGCAUCACAGGUUGCACUCUCUCUCUUCACUUCACACUCACUUUCUCUCUCUACAUUCUCAACACCCUUCUCGCUUGAUUCAUUCAUAGCCACAUCAAUUAUCAACCACAAUCAUUCGAUUUUCUCAUCUGAUAAAUUCUUCAAUCCAACCAACACAAUGAAUGGAAAUUUUCAAAACAAUUAUAGAGGUGGUUGGAAUAAUAUGCCAUUCAAUGAUUUCAGUCAGGAACAGUUUAACUACAAUUACCAACAUACACCGACGCCGCCAUGUGUUGAUAACAGGCAGUUAGCGCAUCAAAUGCCGACACCGUAUGUUGAUAGCAGGCAGUUAGCACAUCAAAUGCCGACGUCAUAUGUUGAAAACAGACAGUUACCACAACCAACGCCGACGCCAUAUGUUGAUAGCAAGCCGUUACCACAUCCAGCGUGGGAGCAAAAUGUUGAUAACAGGCAGCUACCACAUCAAAUGUCGACACAAUAUGCUGAUAACUGGCAGGUACCACAUCAAUUGCCGGUGCCAUAUGUUGAUAAGAGGCAGUUGCCACCUCAAAUGCCGGCACAAUAUUCUGAUAACACACAAUUAUCACAUCAACCGUCACUGCCAUAUGUUGAUAACAGGCAGUUAGCAUCUCAACCGCCAGCACCACAGGCCGAUAACAGGCAGUUACCACAUCAAACGCACGUGCCAUAUGUUGAUAUCAGGCAAUUGCUCCAUCAAAUGCAGCCACAAUAUUCUGAUAACACACAAUUACCACAUCAACCGUUGGUGCCAUAUGUUGAUAGGCAGUUGCCACCUCAACCGCUAGCACAACAUGCCGAUAACAGGCAGUUACCACAUCAACUGCUGCCGCCAUAUGCUGAUAGCAGGCUGCUGCCACAUCAAAUACCGGUGCACUAUGCUGAUAACAGGUACUUACCACAUCCAGCGCCGGCACACUAUGCUGAUAACAAGUACUUGACACAUCAAACACCAGCACCCUAUGCUGAUAACAGGCCCUUGGCACAUCAAACACUGGCACUGUAUGCCGAUAACAGUACCUUACCACAUCAAAUGCCGACACCUUAUGCUGAUAACAGACACGUGCGACAUCAUACACCAGAAGACUGUACUGAUAAAAUGUGCUUACCACAACAAACGCGAGAAAGUUUUGUUGAUAAAAGUCCUGUACCACCUGAAAAUCCAGAAGAAUUUGCUGAUAGUAAGUGCCACUUGUCAGAGCAAUUGCUGGAAGACUAUGCUGAUGAGAGUCAGUUACCACAGAAAGCACCUGAAGACUAUGCUGAUAAGAAGUGCUUACCGCAACAUGUACACUGUAAGAUUUGUGGUUGUCGGAUUCCUCACAAGUGUUUGGAACAACAUAAUAAAGGAAGGAGACAUCAAAAGAACUUAUCAGAACUACGUGAGCUACUAAAGAAACGGAAACGUGAUAAAAGAAAGAAUAAAUGUGCAAAAGCUCUUGGUUUCAAGGUAGCAAAUUUGAAAAACGAAGGUCAUGGUUCCAAGCGCAAGAUUGAAGGAGCAACAACAGGUAAGGGCAUGAAGAUCAAUAAUGGGAAAAAAAAGCCCGUGAAAUCAUCAAAACCCGGGGUCAAUGCUCUGUCAAAUUUUGCCAACUGUCUAGUUGAAAUACCUGAGUCAGAAUCACCACCAAUUGGUUCCGAGGUAUCCACAUCUGUAGCAGCAGUUACAGAGACAGAAAUGUCUGAAAGCAAAGUUCAUAAUGAGAUUCAGAAUCAUGUUUUUGAUUCAAAUGAUCAGCAACAAUCAAUCUCAAUGGAAUUGGACGACCUUGCUGGUUCUAUAAAUGACAACCAAACCGGACUUGUGAAUUCUGAUUCUGCAGCGAUCGAAAUAUUUAUAGAACCACUUGCAUCCGCGCCACCAGAUCCAUCAUUGUCAAGUUUUGAACCCCUAACUGAACAUGGUCUACAUACUGAAACUGAACCUCAAGUAUCGGAAGCCGUAGUAUGUUAUGAGCGCCAACAUCUUUCUGAGGAGAUAAGUAUUCCACUGCUACCAUCAGGCUCAAUGGAGAUUGAUACCGCUUCAGAGGCCAGUGAUGAAACUGAAACUGAAGAUGAAGAUGAAAGCUCCCAAUCUGAAGUUGAGAUGGAUGUUCUUGAAACUGAGUCAGGGUCAACUAAAUUGCCUAAGAUACCUGUUUGUCUUACGUGUGGUGACGUAGGCUUUGAAGAGACGUUGGUAUAUUGCAACAAAUGUGAAGAAUGUGCUCUGCAUAGGUAUUGUUUAGACGGGCCUGUGAUUUUUACGGAUGAGGUUAUUUGGUAUUGUGAGGAUUGUGAAGAAGAGGUAAUAGACACAAAUUGUACGGAUCAAGAUAGUUCAGAUUCUUCCGAUUCAGAAAGUGAAGUUGAUUCUAGUGAGGAGGAAUGUGUGGCCGAUGUUCAUCCACAGCCUAUUGCUGCUCCAAUCUGGAGGGGAAGUUUGAAGGUUUACCACAAAAGCGUAGAUAAAGUCACAAGACUAAUGGGACAUUUGUCCACAUUAGCAUGCCCUAAAGUACUUGAAGAGGCAAGACAUAUCCCUGAUGUGCUAUAUGGUGAAUUGCUUCAAAGAUCAGCUGUGUGGCCAGAGAGUUUCAAGAAAUUUGGAACAAAUAAUAUGAGCAUCGGCCUUUAUUUCUUUCCUCAGAAUGAAAGAGUUGAGAGAUAUUUUGACCAACUAGUUCAUGAAAUGAUUUCCAAUGACCUGGCCAUAAGAACUUUCAUUGUAAAAGCCGAGCUUUUAAUUUUCCCGUCAACUGUGCUCCCAAGCGAAUUUAAGAGAUUUCAAUCAAAGUAUUAUUUGUGGGGAGUUUUUAGAAGAAAUCAAUCACCAUCCAAGAAAAGUGAUGUUGGUUCUUCUGGAAAGGAUGCUAGUGUCUUACCUGACAAUAAUCUUUUGAAAUAGUUUUUAUAGUAACAAGUUUUGUGAAUAGUUUUUAGGGCAUUUUUGUUUGUAGUAAUCUGCAUUUAACCAUAGAUUAUGUAUGCUUCCUUUUUGUUUUUGAAACAAGAUUAUGUAUGCUUCCUAUAGUUUUAUUUAUCACCUUUUUGUUUAA